AUGCCUGUCGAAGUUCAUCAUUCUCCUCCGCCCUUGCACCAGCCUGGUUCGGGCAACGUUCGACCCAAAGGCAUCUUGAAGAACCCCUCCUUCUCCUCUGCUACCGGCCGACCGGGGUCACCGAUCAAAGAAGACUUCCACUUCUCACCCACCACUCCCCUCGACCCCAAGGAGGAAAGAGAAAUAGUCCUUCAAAACACCCUCCAGAAUGCCGGCCCUCGACGCUCCUCAUCUUCUGCUCCAAGGGCCUCUGCCUCUCGUCGUCAUUCGUCCGUAAAUGCCAACGCCAAUGCCGCUCAGCCCGAAGAUGAACAAGAAAAGAUGCGCCUGAAGUGGGACGAAGCGAACUUGUAUCUUGCUGAGCAACAGUCGGGUGGCCGGAUGAAGAUCACCGAGCCCAAGACCCCCUAUCAAUACGGCGACGUCAUGGAAGACGAUGAUGAGGAGGAAGACGUGGCUAUCGACCCACGCUUUGUCAACGUCGACGAAGUUGAUCUUGCAAAGGGUAAACACAAGAAACACAGAGAAAGCGACAUUCCCGGUCUUGAAUUAGGAGAGCCGGAAGAAGAGUACAGUCCCACCGCCUUGACCGAGGAUGACAGGAUUGUGAGAGAGCAAAGUCUAUCAAGGGAGGGCAGCAAAGAGAAACAUGUUAGUGUCAGUGAAGGCAGCGACGACAGAGUUGCAGAACAAGUGGGCAUGCCGACCAGAGAAGACCAGGAGAAGCAUCGUCAGUUCGAAGAGCGCCGGAAGAGGCAUUAUGAGAUGAGGGAAAUCAAGAAUCUACUUGGGCAUCCUGAGGACUUGGACAUGGAGGAUGAAGAAGACCCCGUCCCAGCCGUGCUGCCUCGAGAUUUACCCGAGAGGUCAGUCAACGGGACAACUUAA
Capronia coronata CBS 617.96 is the source of this 888-nucleotide messenger RNA. RefSeq lists its product as uncharacterized. Gene Ontology annotation, biological process: regulation of signal transduction. The record is from RefSeq and is a predicted model, not a curated record. The transcript is spliced from 3 exons. Bases 1 to 888 code for a protein of 295 amino acids. NCBI's taxonomy places the organism in Eukaryota, Fungi, Ascomycota, Eurotiomycetes, Chaetothyriales, Herpotrichiellaceae. Gene Ontology annotation, molecular function: protein phosphatase inhibitor activity.